GACAGACAGACACUAAUAUUUUAAAAAGCGAGCAUAUGCCUGGAAAGAGCGCAACACAGUGCCACGGAUACUAAGACAAGGAUGGAAAUUAGGAAAUAGAGUGAAGGUGCCCAUAAUAAGAAGACAGUGACAGGUUUACAUUCAGGAUUAUGCAUGGUUCCCUUAGGCAAUAAUAUUACCCCGCAUGCAAUAGAAACAUAGCCUAGUAAGGGGUGAAUAUUUAUUAUAAACGUUCCAUUUAUUGCAUGCUCUCUUCCUCUCGCAACUCUACAUUUUUUCUCACACGUCUGCCGCGCGCGUAAUUGCUCACAAUCUCUCCCUCCCUCCUUCCCUUGUGCCACUCAGUCAUUCACUCUCUCUCUCUCUCACUUUUCGUGGGAGAAAGUAGGAAAGGGGAGAGAGAACGAGAGAGAAAGGAGAGGGAGUGAAUUCAGGUCUCUCUCUGCUCUCUCCGCUGUGGGCACUCAUAUCCACUCCGCUGACUCAAUGGGGCUUUAGCACUUGGAAUAUAAAAUCAAAUAUUUAUUGAUCGUACCCCUUUUACUAUUUAAAUGUUGUACAUAGCAUAGGUAGAUAUAGGUAACUUAUUAAAUAAGCGUUAAGAAGAGUUCAAAUACGUUGUUUUUUGCCUCACAGAAGGUCCAGUCGAAAUUCUCUUCCACUGACUUUCUGUGAGAGAGGAUAUCUAAUUUGAACAUAUCCGAUCAUAUAGUCCAGCGUCAAACAGCUACAAAACAAUGGAUAUUCGAGAUUGCCCUUUUCGGAAGAAGCGGAGACCAUGGAGCGUGGACCUUUCCUCUUUUGCCUUGGUAACUCUGGUGCUCGCGCUGUGCCAACUACCCGUGGCUCGAGCAGAUCCAGUGGAUGUGUUGCGGAUGCUGCAGCUGCCCUCUCUCCCCGAGGGGGUGCGUAAGGUUCCAGGCUUCUGCACCUCCCGGCGCGCCGGUACCGCUGACCACGCCUACCGCAUCUCCAAGAAGGCCCAGAUCUCUGCCCCUACCAAUCAGCUCUUCUCAGGUCGUUUCCCGGAGAACUUCUCCAUCAUGGCUCUGGUCAAGGCCCAUGCGGGCCUCCAGGCCUUCCUGCUGUCCAUCUACAGUGAGCAGGGUGUCCAGCAGCUGGGGGUGGAGCUGGGACGCUCCCCUGUCUUCCUGUACGAGGACCAGACCGGCAAGCCCGCACCCGAGGACUACCCCCUCUUCAGUGGCGUCAACCUGGCCGACGGCAAGUGGCAUCGCAUCGCUAUCUCCGUGUCGAAGAAGAACGUCACUCUGCUCCUGGACUGUAAGAAGCGCAUGACCAGGGCCUUGCCCCGCAGCAAAAGCCCCGUGGUGGACACAAAGGGCAUCACCGUGUUCGGAGCACGCCUGCUGGAUGAGGAGGUCUUCCAGGGUGAUAUCCAACAGCUGCUGAUCGCAUCCAACCCUCAAGCUGCUUAUGACUUCUGUGAACACUACAGCCCCGACUGUGACUCCCCUCUACCCAAAACCCAGUCCCAGGACCCCAACACAUACAAGGAUGCCAAUGGCAAUGCUGACAAACGCAAACCUGUAGUAGUUAAGGCUGUAAAACCUGUAGUAGUUAAGGCUGUAAAACCUGUAGUAGUUAAGGCUGCAAAACCUGUAGUAGUUAAGGCUGCAAAACCUGUAGUAGUUAAGGCGGCAAAACCCGUAGUAGUUAAGGCUGUAAAACCUGUAGUAAAGGCUGCAAAACCUGUAGUAAAGGCGGCCAAACCUGUAGAAGUUAAGGCGACAAAACCUGUAGUAGUUAAGGCUGCAAAACCUGUAGUAGUUAAGGCUGCAAAACCUGUAGUAGUUAAGGCUGCAAAACCUGUAGUAGUUAAGGCUGCAAAACCUGUAGUAGAUAAGGCGGCAAAACCUGCCCCAUCCAAACCUGCGAAAGCAGAGAUUGCCAAGCUUGAGGCCAAAGCUGCCGCACCUGCCACAGCCAAACUAGCUAAAACCGAACCUGCUGCCACCAAGCCCACCAAAGCCAAGCCUUCCCCGGCCAAACAAGCCAAAGCCAAACCAACUGCAAUUGAAGUCCUCCUGGCCAAGAUCAAACCCACUGCAGUCACACCAGUGGUCAAGCCCACACCUGCCACAAAAAAUGGCGGUGGAAAAAAAGUCAAUGGCAAGCCUGUAGUAGAGAAGAAACUAAAUGGUAAUUCCAAGGUCAAUGGCUAUGCCCAACCUGUAGUUGAGAAGAAAGUAAAAGGUGAGGCCAAAGUUAAUGGCAACGGUAAAACUGCUGAGGAUAAGAAAGUUAAUGGUGAUGGGAAAAGCGGCAGUUACAGAAAAGCUAAUGUCAACGGUGUAGGAGCAGCCAAACCUGGAACCACUAAAGCCCCGACAGAAAGAAAAGUCACCAAAGUUCAAAUAGACAAAACUGUGGUCAGCAAAGUGAAACCAGCAAAACCAGAAACCGAAGUCAAAGUUAAAGUAGUAAAAACCGAAAUCACUAAAGCCAAACCAACAGAGUCGGUCGUCAUCAAAGUUCCUCCCUUCCCCAAACCUGCACCAAAGAAAGAGCUGCCAGAGAAAACCAAGGUGGCGCUUGAUGUAAAUAACAUCAAAUCGAUGACCCAAAAAAUGCCUCCCUUUGGCAAGACUGCACUCAGUGGCACCGUCGUCCCUGUGCCGGAAAAACCAAAGAAGAAACCGGGCAACGGUUAUCAACAGGAUGUAGAAACGGCAAAUUCUGAGGCUGGCCACACCCCUACAGAGUCGGAUUAUUAUUAUGAGGAGGCGGUCCUACAGCCAGAGAGUGAGGUGAUUGGACAAGAAGCGACCACUGGCCAGGUGGAGGGAACGUUGGUGGCAGAGGAGGUAGAGUUGGCCAAGGCAGGGGGUGAGGUCGAGGCCUUUACUGAGGAGGAGUAUGUGACCGGAGACCUGGGCAUGAAGGAAUACGAUUAUUCCUACAAGGACUACAACGAGCCCCUGCCCGAGGGAGAGACCGGGGGCAACAUGGGCCCCGCCCUGUCCGCUGUGACAGACGAGGGAGGCGCCUCAGUGAGCGCCGUAAAAGGCGAGAAGGGAGAGCCUGCUGUCCUUGAGCCUGGUAUGUUGAUUGAGGGACCUCCGGGACCAGAGGGACAGGCAGGUCUCCCCGGACCUAAUGGCCCAUCUGGCCCUCCUGGCUCUGUCGGUGAUCCUGGCGAGAGGGGCCUCCCUGGAAAGGCUGGUAUCGCUGGUGCCGAUGGGGUGCCAGGCCCUCCUGGAACGUCCGUCAUGCUGCCCUUCCGUUUCGGAAGCAGUGGAGGUGACAAGGGUCCCAUGGUGUCAGCGCAGGAAGCCCAGGCUCAGGCCAUUCUGUCUCAGGCCAGGCUGGCUCUGAAGGGACCACCCGGACCAAUGGGCUACACUGGACGCACAGGACCCCUGGGUACCCCUGGAAGUGCUGGGCUGAAGGGUGAAGGUGGGGAUCCUGGACCUCAGGGCCCCAGAGGACCACAGGGUUUGAGCGGACCUCCCGGCAAAUCAGGAAGAAGGGGUCGUGCUGGAGCUGAUGGAGCCAGGGGCAUGCCAGGAGAGGGUGGGCCUAAGGGUGACCGCGGUUUCGAUGGCCUGCCUGGAUUGCCUGGGGACAAAGGACACAGGGGUGAUACCGGAGGAUUGGGACCCCAAGGAGGUCCUGGAGAGGACGGAGAGAGGGGAGACGACGGAGACAUCGGACCCAGAGGACUUCCAGGUGAACCAGGACCUCGUGGUUUGCUCGGUCCUAAAGGUCCGAACGGAAUCUCCGGACCUCCUGGUGUGCGUGGAAACGACGGGCCCCACGGUCCUAAAGGAAACCUGGGUCCCCAAGGAGAGCCAGGCCCCCCAGGGCAGCAGGGUACCUCAGGAACACAGGGAAUGCCAGGACCACAGGGAGCCCAUGGGCCCCCAGGAGAAAAGGGCCCCACAGGGAAACCCGGUCUGCCAGGCAUGUCCGGAGCCGACGGCCCCCCUGGUCACCCAGGAAAGGAGGGACCUGUUGGCACCAAAGGAAACCAGGGCCCCAACGGUCCUCAGGGAACAUUAGGCUAUCCUGGCCCUCGUGGCAUUAAGGGAACUCAAGGUAUCCGUGGACUGAAGGGUCACAAAGGAGAGAAGGGAGAAGAUGGCUUCCCUGGAAUCAAAGGAGACUUUGGUGUCAAGGGGGAAAGAGGAGAGGGUGGAGUGCCCGGUCCCAGGGGAGAGGACGGCCCUGAGGGGCCAAAGGGCCGCGUUGGCCCCCCUGGCGAGCUUGGACCCAUCGGCCUGGUCGGAGAGAAGGGUAAACUCGGUGUCCCUGGACUUCCUGGCUAUCCUGGAAGACUUGGACCUAAGGGCUCCCUCGGUUUCCCAGGAUUCCCUGGGACCAACGGCGAGAAAGGAACACGGGGUCUGAUUGGAAAGCUGGGACCCAGAGGACAAAGAGGACCAACGGGCCCCAGAGGUCAGAGAGGACCGAGAGGAUCUACUGGCAAACCAGGAGCCAAAGGUACAUCAGGAAGUGACGGCCCAUCUGGUCCACCAGGAGAGAGGGGAUUGCCCGGACCUCAAGGAGCAAACGGUUUCCCGGGGCCAAAGGGACCUCCCGGACCACCAGGGAAGGAUGGACUGCCCGGACACCCUGGACAGAGAGGAGAAGUUGGAUUCCAAGGAAAGACUGGGCCACCCGGACCUCCAGGUGUUGUUGGACCUCAAGGUCCCUCAGGAGAGACUGGCCCCCUGGGCGAGCGCGGUCACCCCGGGCCUCCAGGACCACCAGGCGAGCAAGGACUCUCCGGACCCUCUGGCAAGGAGGGAACUAAGGGAGACCCUGGUCCCCAAGGCGGCCCCGGCAAAGAUGGACCCCCAGGACUGAGAGGCUUCCCCGGAGAGAGAGGAAUGCCUGGCACCCCGGGAGGCGGCGGACUGAAAGGAAGCGAAGGCCCAGCAGGACCUCCCGGAACAGCUGGAUCCCCAGGCGAGAGAGGGCAGGGAGGCAGUGGAGGCCCCAUCGGACCCCCAGGAAGACCUGGCCCCCAGGGGCCUCCAGGACCAUCAGGAGAGAAGGGCGUGCCCGGGGAGAAAGGUCCAAUCGGCCCGGCUGGUCGUGACGGUGUCCAGGGCCCAGUGGGUCUGCCAGGUGCUGCCGGAUCCAUUGGAGUUCCAGGAGAGGACGGAGACAAGGGUGAGGUUGGAGAGCACGGCCAGAAGGGAGCGAAGGGCGGCAAAGGAGAGCAUGGUCCUCCCGGUCCACCAGGGCCAAUGGGUCCACUCGGUCAGCCCGGCACUGCUGGAGCUGAUGGAGAACUAGGAGCCAGAGGUCAGCAGGGGCCAUUUGGGGCCAAGGGAGAUGAAGGAUCAAGAGGAUUCCCAGGGGCCCCAGGUCCCAUUGGACUGCAGGGAUUGCCAGGCCCAUCAGGAGAGAAGGGAGAGACGGGAGAUGUCGGACCAAUGGGUCCACCUGGCCCCCCAGGACCCCGUGGCCCUGCUGGUUCAAGCGGCGCUGACGGUCCUCAAGGUCCUCCUGGUGGUGUGGGUAACCCUGGAAACCUGGGAGAUAAGGGAGAGCCUGGCGAAGCCGGACCACCUGGAAUCGGAGGAGAGCCAGGAAAGAAGGGCCCACGUGGAGAACACGGAGACAAGGGAGAGGCGGGACAACCUGGUACUUCUGGCCCUGCUGGUGGAAGAGGAGGCCCUGGAGACGACGGACCCAAGGGAAACCCUGGCCCUGUUGGUUUCCCAGGCGACCCCGGGCCCCCUGGUGAACUCGGCCCCAGAGGUCAGGACGGAGCAAAGGGAGAGAGAGGAGAGGACGGUGAACAAGGACAAGCUGGAUCUCCUGGACCCACUGGUGAGAACGGGCCUCCUGGAGGACCAGGAAAGAGGGGUCUUGCUGGAACGAGAGGACCAGAGGGACGACAGGGAGAGAAGGGAACUAAGGGAGAUCCAGGUGCCAACGGACCUCCAGGAAAGACAGGCCCCGUCGGACCUCAGGGUCAACCAGGAAAACCAGGAACUGAGGGUCUGAGAGGACUCCCUGGAUCAGUGGGCGAGCAGGGUUCUCCGGGCCUUUCCGGCCAGAAGGGACCUCCCGGCCCGCUGGGACCGCCAGGUUUGCCAGGACUGCGUGGCGAGGGCGGUGACAAGGGAGAGAAGGGACACUCGGGUCUGAUUGGUCUGAUUGGGCCCACCGGAGAGCAGGGAGAGAAGGGAGACAGGGGACUGCCAGGGCCACAGGGGACACACGGAUCCAAGGGAGAGACUGGUGUUUCUGGAGGCACUGGGCCCAUCGGUCCUGGUGGCCCUGCUGGUAUGCCCGGUCCUGAAGGUGUGAAGGGAGCUAAGGGUGCUACAGGAGGAGCUGGUCCCAAGGGAGAGAAGGGUGUCUCAGGACCCCCCGGGCCUCCAGGUCCUCCAGGCGAAGUCAUCCAGCCGAUGCCCAUCCAAAUCUCCAAGAAGUCCAAGCGCUCCAUCGACGCCAGCCGGAUGCAGUCUGAGACAGACGCAGAGUCGGCUGUAGCCGACGCCACCGGCACAGAGUUCCUGACAGGCAGUGAGGGCAUGGAGGAGAUCUUCGGCUCACUGAACUCGCUGCGACAGGAGAUUGAGACCAUGCGCUUCCCUCUGGGCACCAAGGACAGCCCCGCACGCACCUGCCAGGACCUCAAACUCAGCCAGCCAGAGCUCAAGGACGGAGAGUACUGGAUCGACCCCAACCAGGGUUGCUCUCGCGACUCUCUCAAGGUGUUCUGUAACUUCACCGCUGGUGGGGAGACGUGUCUGUACCCCAGCAAGAGCGUGGACACGGUAAAGCUCAACUCUUGGACCACGGAGAAACCGGGCUCCUGGUACAGUGAGUUUGCAACUGGCAGCAAGCUUUCGUACGUGGACUCGAAUGGCGAGCCGAUCGGCGUGGUUCAGUUGGGCUUCCUGCGGUUGCUGAGUGUCCAGGCCCGCCAGAAUUUCACCUAUCACUGCCACCGCUCCGUGGCCUGGGCCGACCGCACUGCCAAUAACGGCCACAAGAGGGCGUUGCACUUCCAGGGCGCCAACGAUGAGGACCUCAGCUACGAGACCAGCCCAUACAUCAAGGCCCUGGUCGACGGCUGCUCUUAUCGUAAGGGCUUCGACAGGACAGUGGUGGAGGUGAACACGCCCCAGGUGGAGCAGCUUCCUCUGCGGGACCUCAAGAUCACAGACUUUGGGGAGAGCAACCAGAAAUUUGGCUUUGAAGUUGGACCUGUCUGUUUCCUGGGCUAACACACCGUACAGAGAAAUGAGAAACACAUAUAGAAUAUACACUUACUAUGAUGCACACACACUCUGUCACACACACACUCAUGCACUUAACACAAACAUUGACACAUUUGCAUAGACAUGGCAAUAUACAGGACAUGCCCAGUAAUUUGUACAUUUAUUUCAGGAUAUCAAACACACACACACACACACACACACACACACACACACACACACACACACACACACACACACACACACACACACACAC
Molecule: messenger RNA, 7464 nt
Organism: Oncorhynchus keta (chum salmon)
Lineage: Eukaryota; Metazoa; Chordata; Actinopteri; Salmoniformes; Salmonidae
Product: collagen alpha-2(XI) chain-like
Exons: 65
Coding region: 738-7217 (2159 amino acids)
Molecular function (GO): heparin binding; extracellular matrix structural constituent
Source: RefSeq, a predicted model, not a curated record